Messenger RNA from Pocillopora damicornis (cauliflower coral), 1219 nucleotides. Its product is annotated as alpha- and gamma-adaptin-binding protein p34. NCBI's taxonomy places the organism in Eukaryota, Metazoa, Cnidaria, Anthozoa, Scleractinia, Pocilloporidae. The record is from RefSeq and is a predicted model, not a curated record.
AGAAUCCACGGAGUCAUAAAAGUUCCGAAAGAACGCAACAAGCGAAGGCUGUGCUCAGCAAUGACGAAAAACUAAGCAGCAACCAAGCUGCAGCAGCCGAGCGGCCACCAGUCUUCCCUCUGCCAACUGAUGAUCUCGAAUUGCUUAGCAGCCUCGCCAGUGAUGGAAACGACGAUGAAUCCUUUGAGGAAUUAUUUCAAAAACUGGCGGUCAUGAAAGAACGUGCAUCGUCUCUUCCAGCUACCGAAAGAAAGGAUUACGCAGAGAAGGUGGCCAUUGCUUUUUGGCGCGCCUUGGGCGGAAGUGAAGAAGAAAUUGCUGGGUUAGGCGAGAACGACGGCGACAAUAGCAAAGAUGGAGAGAAGUAGAAAUAGAGAACGUCGCUCCGGCGAAAACUGGAAAAUAUAAAUAACAUUUCUUGGUGGGACUUGAUACAGUGGCCCAUGUUUUUCAUUGAUGCAUGGGCGUCAAGUACAGACUUGUCAGACAUCAUGUUUAUCGUCAUCAGUGACGGAGAAGCUCCGAGUUUUUAAUGGCUUUUUCGGUGAACAUACUGUUUUUGAUGUCCAAACAAGAUGACGUUUGGACUGACAGUGUAACUUUAUCAAAAAACUUGCAAUUUAUUUGGCAUGUAAUAUAAAAUGUUCAUAAACUUAGAAAGUGGACAACAACCACAUUUGCACUGCCCUCUAAGAUAAGAAAAAUAAGUGCAAAACCUUAAGAAUCAAAACUCUGCGAUGUAAGGAAUAGAGAAUGUAUUGACUGAGAAGAGGCCUCUCAUGACUAACUCCUCGUACCAGCCACUUUGCGGAUCAUCUCGAUAUAGUAGCAGUUCACAAUUAAGCAUCUUAGUUUAUGCUUUACCUAAGGAAGCCGUGGUAGUCCAGAACACAAUUGCGGCGGACUUCUGCGCGUGUAAUGUAUAAGUGACCCCUGGUUUGAAAGAUAGGACUCGCUGCCUUCUGAGAGUGAUGUUGUUUUUUUGUAUGGCCGUCGUAUAUGCAGAUGUAAAAGUAAGAAUGAAUGUUUGGGACCAGAAAAGGUGCUUAUUAAAGGAUGUGGGGCAUGUGGCUUUUUUCCAAGGAAGAAUUGUUAAGAAUCUGAACUUUAAUUCACAACUGUUCGGUAGAUAAAAGCAUUCUUGUGACAAUUGUUCGCAAAAUCUGCCGAGACGAAGAGCAACACUGUAAAUAAAAUGUUGGCACUGAUAAGCCGGGAA